AUGGGUAGUGCGAAUUUGGAGUUGCAUGUGCGAAUCUUUGUCACCUCCUUCGUGAUUCUCACGGGGACUUUCUGUGUUGGAGAUACCGACAUGGUUGAUGUUGCAGCAAUCAAUAGUCUAUAUGUUUCUCUGGGCUCACCACCUCUUCAAGGGUGGAAAGCCGUGGGUGGAGAUCCAUGUUUGGAACUGUGGCAAGGUGUGGCUUGUGUCUUCUCCAACAUAACUGCCAUACGACUUGGAGGCAUGAAUUUGAGUGGGCAGCUGGGCAGCAAUUUGAAUUUCCCAUCCAUUAUAGAAAUUGAUCUUAGCAACAACCACAUUGAAGGGUCCAUUCCAUUUACUUUGCCCCCUACUCUGAGGAGCUUGUCUCUCUCAGGAAACAAAUUAACUGGAAGCAUACCAGAUGCCUUGUCCUUACUAACUCAAUUAUCAAACUUGGACUUGUCAAAUAACAACUUGAGUGGUCAGCUGCCUUCUUCAACUGGGAGUUUAUCAUCUCUUACCACAUUACACUUGCAAGACAAUCAACUUUCUGGGACCCUUUAUGUUUUGCAGGACCUGCCUCUUCAAGACCUGAAUAUAGAGAACAAUUUAUUCUCUGGGCCAAUUCCUCCAAAAUUAUUGACUAUCCCUAAUUUCAGAAAAGAUGGGAAUCCAUUUAAUACUACUAUUAUUCCUUCACCUCCUGCUGCUGCCCCUGCACCUGUAGCUAUGCCUCCACCCCCCAAAGAAUCACCUUGGAAAGUGGCAAAUGGUCCUUUUGCCCUGACAGCGCCAAUGCCUGCAAGCACUAGGAAGUCUUUUAUAGCUAAGAGGGUCAUUUUGAUUGCUGGUGCAGGUUUUCUAAUAUUUAUUGCAUUGGGGCUUUGUCUGUUAAUGUUGUGGUGCUUUAAGCGAAGGCCGAAGAAGAGAAAUACUAAGAAACUUGCUGCGGGUGUGUUUGCGGGGCCUCUGAAUAAACCUACAUGCAGUGACUCUGUUUAUGAAGCAACUAAUCAAGGGGAGAAAGGUAAAUAUGAAGUACCAAAUAGAAAAACAAAUUUGAUUCCUAAAGUUCAGGAUGCACAAGACAUACACAUGAAAGCAGUAUCUGCAACAACUUCAGAAUACAACGAUGGUCGUGAAUCAAUUAACACUGGAGGGGGUUCCAAACUUCCAUCCCUGCAGCCACCACCACAACACUCUCUCCCAACCAUUCCUGGUGAAAAGGUCAUCGUUAAUCCAGCUAUAACUAUCAAAGUAACUGAAAGACAAGAUAUGACAAAUUCCAUCAAAGUGUAUACUAUUGCAUCCCUUCAGCAAUAUACGAAUAGCUUUUCCCAAGAAAACUGUAUUGGGGAAGGCACACUCGGGCCUGUUUAUCGAGCUGAGCUCCCUGAUGGAAAGCUAUUGGCAGUCAGGAAACUGGAUGCUACUGCUUCCAUGGGGCAGAAUCAUGAACAAUUUCUUCAGUUGGUGUCCAGCAUCUCGAAAAUUCAGCACACAAAUAUUGCAAGGCUUGUGGGCUACUGUGCUGAGUAUAGCCAACGACUACUUGUAUAUGAGUAUUGCAGUAAUGGGACCCUACAUGAUGCACUGCAUGCAGAUUAUGAUCACUGUAUCAAACUUCCAUGGAAUGCACGCGUUCAAGUGGCACUUGGAGCUGCAAGAGCUUUAGAAUAUAUGCAUGAGGACUUUCAGCCACCAAUUGUACACCGGAAUUUUAGGUCUGCAAAUGUUCUUCUGAAUGACAAUUUGGAAGUGUGCAUUUCUGAUUGUGGAUUAGGGCCUUUACUAUCUUCUGGCUCUACCGGUCAGUUAUCAGGACGCCUCCUUACAGCUUAUGGUUACAGUGCUCCAGAAUUUGAGUCUGGAAGUUAUACGCAGCAAAGCGAUGUCUUCAGUUUUGGUGUCGUAAUGCUAGAACUCCUCACUGGACGAAAAUCCUUUGACAAGUCACGGCCACGCGGAGAGCAAAUUUUGGUCAGAUGGGCAGUUCCUCAACUACAUGACAUUGAUGCAUUGUCAAAAAUGGUUGACCCCUGCUUAAAUGGAGCCUAUCCUAUGAAGUCAUUGUCACGUUUUGCUGAUAUUGUUUCUUCUUGUGUACAGCGUGAACCCGAAUUCCGGCCAGCAAUGUCUGAAAUUGUUCAAGAUCUCAUGCGAAUGAUGUAAAAGGACAUGUAACUAUCUGUGAGAAGAUGAACUCAACCAGGAAAUGGAGC
Messenger RNA from Abrus precatorius (Indian licorice), 2204 nucleotides. Its product is annotated as protein STRUBBELIG-RECEPTOR FAMILY 3-like. The record is from RefSeq and is a predicted model, not a curated record. Lineage: Eukaryota; Viridiplantae; Streptophyta; Magnoliopsida; Fabales; Fabaceae. Gene Ontology annotation, biological process: protein phosphorylation. Gene Ontology annotation, molecular function: ATP binding; protein binding; protein kinase activity. The transcript has 14 exons. The coding region runs from base 1 to 2154 and encodes 717 amino acids.